ACAUUUAGUGAAGUUGGCUGCGCCGUUUCGUAUAGACGACGAAACGACCUUGGUCUCAUACCAUACCAGUCGGCCGUCAGACUUCGCUUGGAAUUGCACAAGUGUUAUAACUUCAUCAAGUAGUGGCUAAUUUGUUUCUGGACUUGGAUCGAUAAUCAUAUUGAGAGAAAGAAUUAAAACCAGAGAGACGAGCACGAAAUGAGGCAGACUCCUGAUCCGUGGGAUGGCGCAGCUUCCGCGUUAUUAAAUCUUCUAGGUGGCGGGCUUGGUCUAAAUGCCCAAUGUGCACCACGAAAUGCGCCAAUACAGCCAUCAGAGGGGCAUCAACAGCUCAUGAAUGUCGCAGCAAUGCCAUUUGGCGGAUACGGAGGAGGUCCAUCGAUGCCUUACGGGCCUACACCGCCGCAGCAAUUCAAUCCUGCACAACCACAGCAGUUCGCCCCGCCAAUGCCGUACGGUUCUCUGCCACCAUACGGCCCACAGAUGUCCUUUCCCCAACCACAGUUUCCGUACGGACCCCCAACACAGCCUUUUGCUCCCCCGGCAUCGAUGCCUUUUGGUCCAUGUGGCCCACCAGGGCAGCCGUUUUGCCCAUCAUCGCCGUUUGGCUCAUUGCCGCCGCAAUUUUGUCCGCCAGGCUCACCGUUUGGUUCGGCGUCUCCUCUUCCGUUUGGUGUAGCAGCACCACCGCCACCCCCGCCAUUUUGUGGGUCGACAGGUCCGCCGUACCCCUCGCAGCUAGCGUUGCCAUAUAACCCGAGCCCACAACUGCCCUAUGGCCAGCCAGCGCCAUAUGGGAUGCCGACUGGAUCAUAUGGACAACCGUUAAUUUGUAGCCAACAAAUGCUAUGCGGUCUACCACAACCGUGCAAUCCUCAACAGGAUCCGUCGCAAAUGCAGCUCGGCCAGCAGCCACAGGUACCCCCGGGUCAGGUGCCGGUGCCACCGGGAACACCUCUGCACCCCUCAUGUGGUCAGUUACCCAGUGGCCAACAACCCGCGCCAUUACAGCCGAGCCAGUCUGGCCAACAGGCUCAGCCUGGUCAACAGCAGACGGCGCCACCACCUGUUCAACAGGCAAAUGGCCAACCGCAUUGUCACAUGCUUUAUUAGGGCGUGAGAUAAUGCGUCCUGUACGUGCAGUCUCCUGGUUUUGUCCAACAUCACUCAAAUGCCCGGCUUAGCGUGAUGCUGUGUUGCACUUUCAAGAGAAUCUAGAGGAUUUAUAAUCGGCUAUUUCGUUUCGACGAAGUAGUUUGUUAUUAGAUCUCUGCUAUACUCUGCGUGAUAAUAUUAAAAUUGAUUCUACGUUCUACCCAACUAG
Messenger RNA from Varroa destructor (honeybee mite), 1324 nucleotides. RefSeq lists its product as uncharacterized. NCBI's taxonomy places the organism in Eukaryota, Metazoa, Arthropoda, Arachnida, Mesostigmata, Varroidae. The record is from RefSeq and is a predicted model, not a curated record.